This is a messenger RNA of Ochotona princeps (American pika), 899 nucleotides long. RefSeq names its product BCAS2 pre-mRNA processing factor (gene BCAS2). Bases 87 to 764 code for a protein of 225 amino acids. Gene Ontology annotation, cellular component: Prp19 complex; catalytic step 2 spliceosome; precatalytic spliceosome. The transcript has 7 exons. The record is from RefSeq and is a predicted model, not a curated record. Lineage: Eukaryota; Metazoa; Chordata; Mammalia; Lagomorpha; Ochotonidae. Gene Ontology annotation, biological process: mRNA processing.
GUAAACGUGUGUGACGUCUGCAGUGCGCGCAGACGUCAUUGGAACCUGCGUAGACCGAAAGCGUAGGCCAAGUUGAGCGCCCCGGCAUGGCGGGUACCGGUCUGGUGGCCGGGGAGGUGGUGGUGGACGCGCUGCCCUAUUUUGACCAAGGCUAUGAGGCGCCCGGUGUGCGGGAAGCGGCUGCAGCCCUGGUGGAGGAGGAAACCCGCAGAUACCGACCCACCAAAAACUACCUGAGCUACCUCUCGGCGCCGGACUAUUCUGCCUUUGAAACUGACAUAAUGAGAAAUGAAUUCGAAAGGCUGGCUGCUCGACAACCCAUUGAACUGCUCAGUAUGAAACGAUAUGAGCUUCCAGCCCCAUCCUCGGGUCAGAAAAAUGACAUUACUGCGUGGCAAGACUGUGUAAACAAUUCUAUGGCCCAGUUAGAGCACCAGGCAGUUCGGAUUGAGAAUCUGGAACUAAUGUCACAGCAUGGAUGUAAUGCCUGGAAAGUGUAUAAUGAAAAUCUAGUUCAUAUGAUUGAACAUGCACAGAAAGAGCUUCAGAAGUUAAGGAAACACAUUCAGGAUUUAAACUGGCAGCGAAAGAACAUGCAACUCACAGCUGGAUCCAAAUUAAGAGAAAUGGAGUCCAAUUGGGUAUCCCUGGUCAGUAAGAAUUAUGAAAUUGAACGGACUAUUGUGCAACUAGAAAAUGAAAUCUAUCAAAUUAAGCAACAACAUGGAGAGGCAAACAAAGAAAACAUCCGGCAAGACUUCUGAAAAGACUAAUUUGGUGGGCAGAAAGGGAAAAAGCUGGACUUUCAUAAAAUGUCAGGCAUCUGAACUUUCUCUGAACUAUGAAGAAAACUACCUGUCACAGAAACUAUUCAUGAUGAUUAAAAAUUUCAGAAACCA